UAUAGUGGUUAAAGCCAGGUGUGUUUCUCCUCUGUGAAGGAUCUAUGAUGGGAGGCAGCCUAUUCUGUGUAUCAUGGACAAAAGCAUGAUCAAGACCGUCCUGAUUAAAGAAUGUUACAACAUCUUCACCAACCGCAGGAACUUACGUCUGAACGGCGAGAUGUUUGAUUCGUUGUUCGUUGCCGAGGACGAUACAUGGAGGCGGAUCCGCAGUGUCCUCUCACCUUCCUUUACCUCUGGACGACUGAAAGAGAUGUUUGGUAUCAUGAAGCAGCACUCUGCUAACCUGCUGAACGGAAUGAAGAAGCAGGCAGAUAAAGACCAGACCAUCGAAGUGAAGGAGUUCUUUGGGCCCUACAGUAUGGACGUGGUCACCAGCACAGCUUUCAGUGUGGACAUUGACUCUCUGAACAACCCUUCAGACCCCUUUGUCUCCAACGUCAAGAAGAUGCUCAAGUUUGACCUGUUCAACCCACUGUUGCUACUAAUCUUUUUGUUUCCCUUCACUGGUCCGAUCUUGGAGAAGAUGAAGUUUUCUUUCUUCCCGACUGCAGUGUUGGACUUCUUUUACGCCUCGCUGGCGAAGAUCAAAUCUGGACGUGACUCUGGGAACUCAACUAGUCGGGUGGAUUUCUUACAGCUGAUGAUCGACUCUCAGAAAGGCAGCGACACAAAGACAGGAGAGGAACAGACUAAAGGACUGACUGAUCAUGAGAUCUUGUCUCAGGCCAUGAUCUUCAUCUUCGCCGGCUACGAGACCAGCAGCAGUACUAUGAGUUUCCUGGCCUAUAACCUGGCAACCAACCCCCAUGUCAUGACCAAACUGCAGGAGGAGAUAGAUACUGUGUUCCCCAACAAGGCUCCAAUCCAGUACGAAGCUCUGAUGCAGAUGGACUAUUUGGACUGUGUGUUGAACGAGUCUCUGAGACUGUACCCCAUCUCCCCGCGACUGGAGAGGGUCGCCAAGAAGACAGUGGAGAUUAACGGCAUCGUCAUCCCCAAAGACUGCGUUGUCCUAGUUCCCACGUGGACCCUCCACCGUGACCCAGAGAUCUGGUCUGACCCUGAGGAGUUCAAACCAGAGAGGUUCAGUAAGGAGAACAAGGAGCCUAUUGAUCCGAACACGUACAUGCCGUUUGGGGCGGGGCCCAGGAACUGUAUCGGGAUGCGCUUCGCCCUGAUCAUGAUCAAACUGGCCAUGGUCGAGAUCCUCCAGAGUUUCACUUUCUCCGUCUGCGACGAGACCGAGAUCCCUCUGGAGAUGGACAACCAGGGUCUGGUGAUGCCAAAACGACCAAUCAAACUGAGGCUGGAGGCCCGUAGAAACACCCCUAGCAACACCACUGGUACCACUCUGAAGAGUCCAACAACGUGACCAAAUGCAGGAGCACCCCACCCUACCCUACCUUGGAGUACCUCUCUCUCUCUCACUUCCCCCCACACAAAAGGGCUUUACUACAAACAGAAAUACUCCCCCGCUAAUGAACAUUUCUGGAAUCUGUUAUUUCAGCUCAUGAAACAUUUUUGCUCAACAGCCUCUCUAUCUAUCUAUCUAUCUAUCUAUCUAUCUAUCUAUCUAUCUGUCGAUCGGCUACUGAAUAUUCAGUCCUUAUCCUGACCCUGUUAUAGGCUACUGAAUAUUCAGUCCUUAUCCUAACCCUGCUAUAGGCUACUGAAUAUUCAGUCCUUAUCCUAACCCUGCUAUAGGCUACUGAAUAUUCAGUCCUUAUCCUGGCCCUGCUAUAGGCUACUGAAUAUUUAGGCCUUAUCCUAACCCUGCUAUAGGCUACUGAAUAUUCAGUCCUUAUCCUAACCCUGCUAUAGGCUACUGAAUAUUCAGUCCUUAUCCUAACCCUGCUAUAGGCUACUGAAUAUUCAGUCCUUAUCCUGGCCCAGCUAUAGGCUACUGAAUAUUUAGUCCUUAUCCUAACCCUGCUAUAGGCUACUGAAUAUUCAGUCCUUAUCCUAACCCUGCUAUAGGCUACUGAAUAUUCAGUCCUUAUCCUAACCCUGCUAUAGGCUACUGAAUAUUCAGUCCUUAUCCUAACCCUGCUAUAGGCUACUGAAUAUUCAGUCCUUAUCCUGACCCUGCUAUAGGCUACUGAAUAUUCAGGCUGGGAUUCAAUAGGCUACUGAAUAUUCAGUCCUUAUCCUAACCCUGCUAUAGGCUACUGAAUAUUCAGUCCUUAUCCUAACCCUGCUAUAGGCUACUGAAUAUUUAGGCCUUAUCCUAACCCUGCUAUAGGCUACUGAAUAUUCAGUCCUUAUCCUAACCCUGCUAUAGGCUACUGAAUAUUCAGUCCUUAUCCUAACCCUGCUAUAGGCUACUGAAUAUUCAGUCCUUAUCCUGGCCCAGCUAUAGGCUACUGAAUAUUUAGUCCUUAUCCUAACCCUGCUAUAGGCUACUGAAUAUUCAGUCCUUAUCCUAACCCUGCUAUAGGCUACUGAAUAUUCAGUCCUUAUCCUAACCCUGCUAUAGGCUACUGAAUAUUCAGUCCUUAUCCUAACCCUGCUAUAGGCUACUGAAUAUUCAGUCCUUAUCCUAACCCUGCUAUAGGCUACUGAAUAUUCAGUCCUUAUCCUAACCCUGCUAUCGGCUACUGAAUAUUCAGUCCUUAUCCUGACCCUGCUAUAGGCUACUGAAUAUUCAGUCCUUAUCCUGACCCUGCUAUCGGCUACUGAAUAUUCAGUCCUGACCCUGCUAUAGGCUACUGAAUAUUCAGUCCUUAUCCUGACCCUGCUAUAGGCUACAGAAUAUUCAGUCCUUAUCCUGACCCUGCUAUAGGCUACUGAAUAUUCAGUCCUUAUCCUGACCCUGCUAUAGGCUACUGAAUAUUCAGUCCUUAUCCUGACCCUGCUAUAGGCUACUGAAUAUUCAGUCCUUAUCCUGACCCUGCUAUAGGCUACUGAAUAUUCAGUCCUUAUCCUGACCCUGCUAUAGGCUACUGAAUAUUCAGUCCUUAUCCUGACCCUGCUAUAGGCUACUGAAUAUUCAGUCCUUAUCCUGACCCUGCUAUAGGCUACUGAAUAUUCAGUCCUUAUCCUGACCCUGCUAUAGGCUACUGAAUAUUCAG
Messenger RNA from Oncorhynchus keta (chum salmon), 3074 nucleotides. RefSeq names its product cytochrome P450 3A27. Bases 74 to 1375 code for a protein of 433 amino acids. The record is from RefSeq and is a predicted model, not a curated record. Gene Ontology annotation, molecular function: iron ion binding; steroid hydroxylase activity; oxidoreductase activity, acting on paired donors, with incorporation or reduction of molecular oxygen. Lineage: Eukaryota; Metazoa; Chordata; Actinopteri; Salmoniformes; Salmonidae. The transcript has 10 exons.